Molecule: messenger RNA, 948 nt
Organism: Recurvomyces mirabilis
Lineage: Eukaryota; Fungi; Ascomycota; Dothideomycetes; Mycosphaerellales; Teratosphaeriaceae
Exons: 2
Coding region: 1-948 (315 amino acids)
Molecular function (GO): peroxidase activity
Source: RefSeq, a predicted model, not a curated record
AUGGCGAAUCAUGGCUUUAUAAGCCGCACCGGCAUCACGACCUUCGCUGAGGCUGCGAACGCUUGCCAGAUCACCCUCGGAUUCGGCUACGACACUUGCACUUUCUUAUCAGCCCUCGGCUUGCUCGCUGGAGGUGGCUUGCCUUCGGGCAAAUAUUCCAUUGGAGGCGCUCAUGCUCGCGUCCCUAACACGCUCGGCCCAUCUCUUGGUAUCAGUAAGCACGGUUUCUUCGAGGUCGACAACUCCAUCUCUCGUCAGGAUGCCUAUUUCGGUGACCAGGCAAACUUCCAGCUUGCUCGCUGGCAGAGGCUGGUCAAUAUUACCGAGAACUACGGUGGCCAGUUUGGGAUCGACACUUUUGCUGAGGAGCGCGUGCUCUUGUACGAUGAGGCCAAGGCCACCAACCCACGGUUUGAUGCCGGCACUAGGUGGCUUGCUGUCACUACUGCUGAGCGUGUCUUUAUCCCUCGUGCUCUGCCAAACGGCACCGACCUGAACAACGCCAACUUUCAGAACGUGGCACCCUUCUACCUCAACGAGACCUUCUCACGUGAAUGGUUCCGUCGCCCAACGCCAUACUCGCUUGCCAACACUGGGACGGAUAUCGCUGCUCUUCUCGCCGCCAGCUCCGAGCUCACCACACCCGGCGCAAACGAGGGACUCGGCAACUUCGUCCCGCUUGGCACAGAUAUUAGCGACAUUACCCCUGCACAGGCGACCUGCUUCCUCGCCAGUGCAGUUUUCGACAACACCCCAGGUUUCUUGAGCCCAGCACUUGUCGACAACUACGCCACCGUCCAGGCCUUCCUCAGUGGCGCUGUGGCACCUUUGUUCGCCGGUUAUCGCUGCGACCUCAACUUUGCCAAGCCCGGACCCGAUGCUGGUGAUAGCACUGCUGGUGUGAAUGAGACGUGCAACACCUUGAGGAAUGGUGUCUAUCAAUGCUAG